AGCCCGCCUGCAGACAAGCGGCAGGCGCCAGCGGCUCAGCGUAGCAGAGCAAAGCCCCAUGGCCUCGGUGAUCGAGUGGGGUGCAGAGGCAGCGGGCAGCCCCGCCGCCUGCUACCGGGAGCUGAGCCGGUUCCCUGCCGUCACUCGUGCUGCCCUGGGGGCCCCCGCGGGGGGACAGACCUUCCUGCUCUACACUGAGUGCAGCCGGCCCGACCUGUCCCGCCGCCGGCUCCUGCGCUUCAGCCGCCACUACAGCCUGUGGCACACCGGCGAUGGCGGCAUCACCGUCAGCCGGGCCGCGCUCAGCGCCGAGAUCCACCACCAGCUCCUCAGCCAGGACUCGCCCUCCGGGCAGCACCGUGCCGUGCUCAGCCGGUGCCCGCGGCAGGGCCACGAGUUGCUGGAGGUGUGGGGCACCAGCGGGCGCAGCCACAGUGUGGACCUCACGGCACUGGGGAAGCACGGGGAGGUCUACACAGAGGGACCCUUUGCCUGCCUGGCCUGGUCCCACUCAGAGAUGCGGCUGCUUUAUGUGUCUGAGAAGAGCCAGCCCAAACCACGGCCCCCCUGCCCCUGGGAUGUUCCAGGGGCAAUCUGGCUGGCCGAGGAGGACAACAAUGAGGAGGGGGAGCAGUUCCUGUACCGCGAGGACUGGGGAGAGAUGCUGACCACCCGCAGCGUGCCCGUCCUCUGCACCCUGGACAUGGAGGGCAGCAGCAUCUCGGUGCUGGAGGGCAUCCCAGAACACCUCUCCCCUGGCCAGGCCUUGUGGUCUCCAGGUGACCGUGGUGUGGUGUUCGUGGGCUGGUGGCAUGAGCCCUUCCGCCUGGGGCUGAGCGCUUGCUCCAACAGGAGAUCAGGGAUUUUCCACCUGGACCUGGCCAGUGGGAACUGUGAGCUACUGUCAACUGAGCACAGAGCUGCCUUCUCCCCCCGGCUGAGCCCUGAUGGGCACCACCUGCUCUACUUGGAGGGGGCACUGGGAGGGCCCCACCGGCAGUGCCUGCGUCUGUGCAUGCUCUCCUGGCAGACAAGGCAGAUCGUGACGGUCCUUGAUGUGGUGCAGGAGCCCACAGAGGCCUUCACUGGGCUCUACAGGGAGACACUGCCACCACGGUGCUGGGCAGCUGACAGCCGUCGAGUUGUGCUGGGAACCCCGCAGCGGAGCCGCACUGACCUGCUUCUUGUGGACACAGAGACUGCAACUGUCACCAACCUCACAGCAGGGUCACCUGAAGGCUGCUGGGAGCUGCUCACACUCCAGUGGGACCUGCUGGUGGCCACCUGCUCAGCCCCACACCGUCCACAUAACCUGGUGGUAGCUGUGCUGCCACCAGCAGGUCAGGAGCUGCCCCUCCGCUGGGUGCCUGUGGAGGACACCCCAAUGGUACCUGGUGUCACCUGGAAGACCCUGACAGUCCAACCACCCUGCACUGCCAAGCCCUUCGAGGCCCUCCUGCUGAGCCCAUCAGACAGCACCGUGCCACACCCCCUGGUCGUGUGUCCCCACGGUGGCCCUCACGCUGUCUUUGAUGCCCGCUGGCGACCAGGGAUGGCUGCACUGUGCCAGCUGGGCUUUGCUGUGCUCCUGGUGAACUACCGUGGCUCCCUGGGCUUUGGCCAGGCCAGCAUCAACUCCCUGAUCUCCCGUGUGGGCGAGCAGGAUGUGGCAGACACCCAGCUGGCAGUGGAGCAGGUCCUGCGCAGCGAGGCCCUGGACCCACACCGCCUGGCCCUGCUGGCCGGCUCCCAUGGAGCCUUCAUUGCCCUCCACCUCCUCACCCACGAGCCCAAGCGCUACCGAGCCUGUGCCCUGCGCAGCCCUGUCUCCAACCUGCCUGCACUGCUGGGUACCUCUGACAUCCCUGACUGGCGAUACACCUCCCUGGGGCUGCCCUACUCCUUUGAGCGGGUGCCCUGCACUGAGGACAUGGCUGCCAUGCUGCUCCGUUCACCCAUCGCUCAGGCAGCCCAGGUUCGGACACCGGUGCUGCUGUGCGUGGGUGCUCGUGAUCGGCGUGUCAGCCCCACACAGGCACUGGAGCUGUACCGGGUGCUGCGGGCCAGGGGGGUGCCAGCACGGCUGCUGUGGUACCCAGAGGGCGGCCACGCGCUGACCGGCGUGGAGACAGAGGCCAAUGUCUUCAGGAACUGUGCCCGCUGGUUCCUUCAGCACCUGGGGCAGCCCCAGCAGGGUGGGACAGGCCAGCACAGCCCCUAGUGCCCUCGGUGGCCCUGCCGCUGUGCCAGCCUGGGGUGACCAUUGGCCCCAGGGACCACAGCAGGAACAGAGGUGGAUGGAGUGAGCACAGCCAGGGCAGGAUGGGAUGUGGGUUGGGGUUUGGCAUUAAAUAAAUGAGCAGGACCCCAGGCAGUGUCAGUCCCUGAAGCCA
This is a messenger RNA of Calypte anna (Anna's hummingbird), 2393 nucleotides long. RefSeq names its product acylamino-acid-releasing enzyme. Bases 59 to 2221 code for a protein of 720 amino acids. Gene Ontology annotation, biological process: proteolysis. Gene Ontology annotation, molecular function: serine-type endopeptidase activity. NCBI's taxonomy places the organism in Eukaryota, Metazoa, Chordata, Aves, Apodiformes, Trochilidae. The transcript is spliced from 22 exons. The record is from RefSeq and is a predicted model, not a curated record.